GAAUUGGUGUAAUGAUACAAAAAAAAUCAGUGAAAUUCAUUAUCACAAUUUUGUCCAAUUUACUGACUUGCUGGAAUAAUAGAUUAAAAAGCUAGAAUCUUUGAAAAAGAUGAUUCGAUUUAUUCUGAUACAAAACCGUGCUGGCAAGACGCGUUUAGCUAAGUGGUAUAUGAAUUUUGAUGAUGACGAAAAGCAAAAACUAAUUGAAGAGGUUCAUGCAGUGGUGACUGUGAGAGAUGCAAAGCAUACAAAUUUUGUGGAGUUCCGGAACUUUAAAAUUGUGUACCGUCGUUACGCCGGUCUUUAUUUCUGCAUAUGCGUUGAUGUCAACGACAAUAAUUUAUGCUAUCUUGAAGCGAUACACAAUUUCGUAGAAGUUCUAAAUGAAUAUUUCCACAACGUAUGUGAAUUGGACCUAGUCUUCAACUUCUAUAAAGUAUACACGGUAGUAGACGAAAUGUUUUUGGCUGGAGAGAUACGUGAAACAUCCCAAACAAAGGUGCUCAAGCAGUUAUUGACGCUAAAUUCGUUGGAAUAAAAACUUGCUGCCAUCAAUGCAUUCCAUUUAUGUGUAUAUGUGUAUUUCAAACCAUUAAUACGUUGCAAGAGCCAUACCAAUCUCAUGGAUGGUCUAGUAAUGGAUUUUGCGAUGGUCGAUCCAUCAGUUUUCGAAUCUUUCAUUUUAAUCCAAUCCAUUGUGUUAAUAUAUUUCUCAGCUUAAUACAUAUGACUAUAUAAGAGAAGUAAUUAGUAUUUGUUAAAGUGCUUGUAAAGUUAUUGUAGAAAUAAGUGAAUGUGUAUUACCUAUUGUAAUUACACUCAAAAUCACAAUGAUAUUCAAAUAAAUAAUUAUGUAUAUUUGCGCAAAAGGCGUAUAUUUCAAACUACGUUAA
Molecule: messenger RNA, 893 nt
Organism: Bactrocera tryoni
Lineage: Eukaryota; Metazoa; Arthropoda; Insecta; Diptera; Tephritidae
Gene: AP-2sigma
Product: AP-2 complex subunit sigma
Exons: 3
Coding region: 110-538 (142 amino acids)
Biological process (GO): intracellular protein transport; clathrin-dependent endocytosis
Cellular component (GO): membrane coat; AP-2 adaptor complex; intracellular membrane-bounded organelle
Molecular function (GO): clathrin-cargo adaptor activity
Source: RefSeq, a predicted model, not a curated record